AUGCACGGCGUGUCGUUACCUACGCAUGAAUACGCGCGCAUCGCAGUACGGUACAUACUCGAGCUGAAGCUCCUUCCAAGCGAGAGGGACCCGGAGUUGGGACGACUGGUGAAAGCGCUGGAACGAGCGACGAGAGCGUACACCUCUGUGGUGCUACGGCUUCGAGCACAAGCAGAGAAAGAGGCGACUAUGACGAGCACAGUGAACAAUAGGCCGCCCUCACCGACGUUCAGUACCUGGUCGCAUACACAGUCGCAUAUUCAAUCCCACGCUGGGCACGUCACUCCCACUCCCAGUGCUGUAUUCCGAUCUCCUCUUGUUAAGCUUCGGCGCGCGCCUCUACUCCGAUCCUUCGUUCCUUCACCUGACGGGGACUGGCUGAGUGAUACAAGCGUGCUACGAUGCGAGGCAGAGAUGGACAAAGCGGGUGUGAGAGGCCUCCUGCGCACGGGGGACGUCGUUUGGGAUAUCGCGGUGGGAGAUGAGGCGAAUCUCGGGAGGAUGGUGUGGGAUGGGAGGUACCUCAUUGAUCUGGAUUAUACCUACAGCGUUACGGGGGAUCUGCCAAGAUACCUGAUGGCGCUGGCUUUCCCGCCCAGUUAUUUCCAUCGUGUUGUGAGAGGUGGGAAUAAUGGUUCUGGUAGUGGACCGGUUAUUCGUGUGGAUUUGAGGCCCUGGGGAGACGAGAUCCGGGGGAAUAUGCAGCUCUUGCAAGAUAGAGUGCGGACGGAGACUCCCCAGGGAACAUAUCAUAACGUCGUCCGAUGGGUCCACCGCUCUUCUUUCCAGCUUCGGGCACGACGCGGAACACGUAUACCCAUCCCUGAGUCGAACGGCCUGUUUGUCGAUCCUGGCUGGUAUGGCACGGUCGUUGUGGAAACUGAGGGAACGAACGAGAGCUUGCGCGAUCUUCAGGAGAGGCUUGGGAUAGGCCGAGGCAUCCAGAGUGCGAGUAUGAGAGCAAAAGGUGCAGACUCGAGUUGGGGAGACGAUAAGAUGGUUUUCAGGAUUUUGAGAGAGAGAAGUCGGCCUGGGGAAAUUUGGAUUAGGGCCGUUGGGGUGAAAGAGAGGGUUAAUUGA
This is a messenger RNA of Desarmillaria tabescens, 1080 nucleotides long. RefSeq lists its product as uncharacterized. NCBI's taxonomy places the organism in Eukaryota, Fungi, Basidiomycota, Agaricomycetes, Agaricales, Physalacriaceae. The record is from RefSeq and is a predicted model, not a curated record. The transcript has 2 exons. Bases 1 to 1080 code for a protein of 359 amino acids.